Messenger RNA from Trematomus bernacchii (emerald rockcod), 1946 nucleotides. RefSeq names its product UTP--glucose-1-phosphate uridylyltransferase-like. Gene Ontology annotation, biological process: glycogen metabolic process; UDP-alpha-D-glucose metabolic process. Gene Ontology annotation, molecular function: UTP:glucose-1-phosphate uridylyltransferase activity. The coding region runs from base 190 to 1704 and encodes 504 amino acids. The transcript is spliced from 10 exons. The record is from RefSeq and is a predicted model, not a curated record. Gene Ontology annotation, cellular component: cytoplasm. NCBI's taxonomy places the organism in Eukaryota, Metazoa, Chordata, Actinopteri, Perciformes, Nototheniidae.
AGCUUUUCCUCUGGGCUGAGGAAGAGGAGGACGUCUGUUGUUCUCUGGCAGCUGCUUUCUCUUUGGGACCAUUCUUCACUUUCUAUCAAACUCAUGGACUCUGAGUGAAUCUGCUCCGAAACGUUCCCGCUGCUUCCUUUCCUCAGAUCUUAUCUUUACUGUGUCUGCUUUUAAAAAGACUCUGGUCAAAUGUCUCUAACUGUAGAGGACCUGACCGGAGGAGUGAUGACGGAGUUUCAGGAGAAGCUGAGGGCGCAGCACGAGGAGUCGAUGCACCGCGAGCUGGAGGCGCUGCUCGGCACCGCCAACAAGGCCGAGGCCGAGAUCUCCAGCAAAGACUUUGAGGGCUUCAAGAAUCUCUUCCACAGAUUCCUGCAGGUCAAAGGUCCCGCGGUGGACUGGGCGAAGAUCAACCGUCCCCCGGAGGAGUCGAUCCAGCCCUACGAGAAGAUCAAGAUGAAGGGACUUCCUGACGACAUCUCAGCCAGCCUCAACAAGCUGGCGGUGGUGAAGCUGAACGGGGGUCUGGGGACCAGCAUGGGCUGCACGGGCCCCAAGAGUCUGAUCAGCGUCCGCAACGAGAACACCUUCCUGGACCUCACCGUGCAGCAGAUAGAGCAUCUGAACAAAACGUUUAACGCAGACGUUCCUCUGGUCCUCAUGAACUCCUUCAACACGGACGAGGACACGAAGAAGAUCCUGCAGAAAUACAAACACCACCGCGUCAACAUACACACCUUCAACCAGAGCAGGUAUCCGAGGAUCAACAAGGAGUCUCUGCUGCCCAUCGCUAAGAACAUGUCGACGGGGGGGCAGAACGGGGAGGCGUGGUACCCUCCGGGUCACGGGGACGUCUACGCCAGCUUCAGCAACAGCGGGCUGCUGGACAAGCUGCUCUCCGAGGGGAAGGAGUACAUCUUCGUGUCCAACAUCGACAACCUGGGCGCCACCGUGGACCUCUUCAUCCUCCAGCACCUGAUGAGCCAGCCGGCCGACAGGCGCUGCGAGUUCAUCAUGGAGGUCACCGACAAGACCCGGGCCGACGUCAAGGGCGGGACUCUGAUCCAGUACGAGGACCACCUGAGGCUGCUGGAGAUCGCUCAGGUCCCCAAGAAUCACGUGGACGAGUUCAAGUCCGUCACCAAGUUCAAGAUCUUCAACACCAACAACCUGUGGAUCUCUCUGCCCGCCAUCAAGAGGCUGCAGGACACGAACAAAUUGGACCUGGAGAUCAUCGUCAACCCCAAGACUCUGGACGGCGGUCUGAACGUGAUCCAGCUGGAGACGGCGGUGGGCGCGGCCAUCAAGAGUUUCAACAACGCUCUGGGAGUGAACGUGCCGCGGAGCCGCUUCCUGCCGGUGAAGACGUCCUCCGACCUGCUGCUGGUGAUGUCCAACCUGUACAGCCUGGACGCCGGGUCGCUCACCAUGAGCAGGAAGAGGGAGUUCCCCAGCACCCCCCACGUGAAGCUGGGCAGCUCCUUCACCAAGGUCCAGCAGUUCCUCUGCAGGUUUGAGAGCAUCCCCGACAUGUUGGAGCUGGACCAUCUCACCGUGUCCGGAGACGUGACCUUCGGGAAGAACGUCUCUCUGAAGGGAACCGUCAUCAUCAUAGCCAAUCACGGAGACCGGAUCGAUAUCCCCGCCGGAGCGAUGCUGGAGAACAAAAUAGUUUCUGGAAACCUGCGGAUCCUCGACCACUGAUGCAUUCUGGGAGAAAGAAAAGCGAUUUCAAACAAGCCAUUUGCACCUUGAAGAGACUCGAAGAUGAUUUAUUCUGCUCUAAUGAACUAUCACACGUUGUUUUCUGUUAAUGUAAAGACAACCUGAAGGGUCAAAGGUCAACGUCUUCCUGUCUGCAGACACGAGGGAACUUCCUGUUUCUGAAAACACCGUCUGACCCCUGUGGUGUUUCUGCUGCCAAUAAAAAAGUGCAAUACCGUCAA